UAUCUCCAACCAUGGGUAAAGUAGCGACAGCAGAUGCGAUGCGUUUCAUGACAGAGUGUCUAAAAGCGGUAGGGACAGCAGCAAAGGCGGCGGAACAACAGGCGGAGCUACUGUUGCAGGCAGACCGGCUGGGACACCCUAGCCAUGGCAUGAACAGACUUGAAUUCUACAUCAACGACAUUUUAAGCGGUGCCUGCAAGCCCAACAACCAGCCGAAGGUGUUGAAAGAGAACGCUUCCACGGCGCUGGUAGACGCUGACAACACCCUUGGUGCGGUCGCCAGCCAUUUCGCGAUGGAUAUUGCCAUUAAGAAGGCUAAGGAGACUGGAGUUGGUUGGGUUACUGUUAAAGGGUCAAACCACAAUGGCAUGGCAGGGUUUUGGGCCAAAAAGGCAUCAGACAAAGGACUCAUCGGCAUGGCUUUCACGAACACCUCCCCUUUACUCGCACCGACUAGAAGUAAAAAGGCAGCAUUAGGAACAAAUCCGCUUUCAGUCGUUGCUCCAGGAUCUAACGGGGAGACCCUAUACGUCGAUAUGGCCACAACUGCAGUUGCUGUUGGAAAGAUUGAAAUUCAGCGACGAAAGGGUGAACCCAUUCCAAGCGGCUGGGCGCAAGGUCCAGAUGGCAAGGAAACUACUGACGCCAACUUGGCGUUCGACACCGGCUGCUUGAUGCCUCUAGGAGGGCAGGAACAGACGUCUGGUUAUAAAGGAUAUGGUCUAGCAGCGAUGGUGGAGCUAUUUUGUGGAAUCAGCUCAGGAUCAAAAUACGGGCACCACGUCCGCUCAUGGUCCCACAGCGGCGAUGGCGGCCCCGCUAAUCUCGGCCACUGCUUCGUGGCUGUGGACCCAGAGUGCUUCGCACCAGGCUUCGGAGACCGCCUCGCUGAGAGCAUGAACCACUGGAGGCAUUUGGAACCGGCGGACCCCAACCUGCCAGUCCUAGCACCAGGAGACAAGGAACGCGCAGCAGCUAAAGUGUGCGACGAAAGCGGAACCGUGUCUUAUGUGCAGCAGCAGCUGGCAGCCAGCGAAGCACUGGCUAAGAAGCUCAAGGUCACGCCUAUGAAAGUGCUUUAAC
Messenger RNA from Cydia amplana, 1083 nucleotides. RefSeq lists its product as uncharacterized. NCBI's taxonomy places the organism in Eukaryota, Metazoa, Arthropoda, Insecta, Lepidoptera, Tortricidae. Gene Ontology annotation, molecular function: oxidoreductase activity. The record is from RefSeq and is a predicted model, not a curated record. Bases 12 to 1082 code for a protein of 356 amino acids. The transcript has 8 exons.